AUGCGCCCUGUGUCCACAACAUGGCGGAAGCUCGGCCUGCCGAGGCGACACUUCUCGUCCUCGCCUCGCAGGCUGGAUAACUAUGCCUUCAUCGGCUUGGGCCAGAUGGGAUUUCAAAUGGCUCGCAACCUCCAAGCCAAACUCCCCCCGAGCGACAGCCUGAGAAUAUUUGACAUCAACCGUGAGGCCAUGCAGAAGCUGGCAGGGGAAAUGGCAGCUUCGCAGGCCGGAGGGGCAUCUGUUGAGCUGGCGGACAGCGCAGCAGAUGCCUCCAAGGAAGCAGAUGUCACCAUCACUGCACUCCCCGAGCCUAGCCACGUCAAGGCCGUGUACGCCUCCAUCCUAGAAGCCAAGCCCAGCCCACGGCCCAGCCCGCGCCUCUUCAUCGACUGCUCGACCAUCGACCCCUCGUCCUCACAGGAGGUGGCCGCCCUCGUGACAGAGGCGUUCCCGGGCGGGAAGGCCCACUUCGUCGACGCGCCGAUGUCGGGCGGGAUCGUGGGCGCGGCGGGGGGCACGCUGACGUUCAUGCUCGGGGCGCCGGCGGAGGUGGUGCCCAGGGCCGAGCCGAUCCUGCGGCGCAUGGGCAAGAACGUGCUCCACUGCGGCGGGCAGGGGACGGGCCUGUCGGCCAAGCUGGCCAACAACUACCUGCUGGCCAUCAACAACAUCGCCACGGCCGAGGCCAUGAACCUGGGGAUGCGCUGGGGGCUGGACCCCAGGGUGCUCGCGGGCGUCAUCAACGUCAGCACGGGCCGGUGCUGGCCCAGCGAGGUGAACAACCCCGUCCCCGGGGUCGUCGAGAAGGCGCCCGCGGGCAGGGGCUACGCCGGCGGGUUCGGCAUCUCGCUGAUGCGCAAGGACCUCCGGCUCGCCAUGGUCGCGGCGCAGGAGGCCGGCGCGAGGCUCGAGCUGGCCGGUGCCGCCCGGCAGCUGUAUGAGACUGCUGAGAAGGACGAGGCUUGUAAGGGCCGGGACUUUAGUGUAGUUUAUAGAUGGCUCGGGGGGAAGGAAUGA
This is a messenger RNA of Diaporthe citri, 1017 nucleotides long. RefSeq lists its product as uncharacterized. Gene Ontology annotation, molecular function: NADP binding; 3-hydroxyisobutyrate dehydrogenase activity; NAD binding. Gene Ontology annotation, biological process: L-valine catabolic process. The transcript is spliced from 3 exons. The record is from RefSeq and is a predicted model, not a curated record. Gene Ontology annotation, cellular component: mitochondrion. NCBI's taxonomy places the organism in Eukaryota, Fungi, Ascomycota, Sordariomycetes, Diaporthales, Diaporthaceae. The coding region runs from base 1 to 1017 and encodes 338 amino acids.